Molecule: messenger RNA, 3414 nt
Organism: Cajanus cajan (pigeon pea)
Lineage: Eukaryota; Viridiplantae; Streptophyta; Magnoliopsida; Fabales; Fabaceae
Product: auxin response factor 2A
Biological process (GO): response to hormone; regulation of DNA-templated transcription
Cellular component (GO): nucleus
Molecular function (GO): DNA binding
Source: RefSeq, a predicted model, not a curated record
CACGACAAUGCCAUUUCCCAAUAAAAACAGAACAACUUUCCCACUCCCACCACACACGCCGUUACAGGCCAAUCCAAUCACUCUUCGACAGCGCGUUAACGCCGUCUCUCUCCCCACCCUACUCUUACCGCCAACUGCCCGUUCCCCUUCCCCUCUCUCACACAUUGGUUAAGGGAUUGACCGCGGUUUAAAUUAUUGCACGCUCUUUUGACCACUCUGGUUAAGUCUCACCCUCUCACAACCCAAAACCACACACACCCUUCUUCUUCUUCUUCUUCUUCUUCUUCUAUUGCGCCUGCCACAACGAAUCAAUUAUUCGCUUGCCACUUCUUUUCUCACUUCCGAGCUUCGAGGUUAGGUCGUUCGCGUCAAUUCCAGACUUUCUGUGUUUGAAGCCGUUGUGGAAUUCCGCCAGGGGCUUUGCGGAUGAGAGAUCUGUGGUGAGGUCUGUGAAAAUGGCAUCAUCGGAGGUCACCAUGAAGGGAAAUUGCAUCAGCCAUAACGACGGAGGAACUGCCGAGCCUCAUUCGCCCAAAGACGCCGAAGCAGCACUUUUCAGGGAACUGUGGCACGCCUGCGCCGGUCCUCUCGUCACGGUGCCGCGGGAGAGAGAGCGCGUCUUUUAUUUUCCUCAGGGGCAUAUUGAGCAGGUGGAGGCGUCGACGAAUCAAGUGGCGGACCAGCACAUGCCGGUUUACGAUCUUCCGCCCAAGAUCCUUUGUCGGGUCAUCAACGUGCAGCUCAAGGCCGAACCCGACACGGAUGAGGUGUUUGCUCAGGUCACUUUGCUUCCGGAGCCAAAUCAAGAUGAGAAUGCCGUGGAGAAAGAGCCUCCGCCUCCUCCGCCGCCGCGGUUUCAUGUUCAUUCUUUCUGUAAGACUCUGACGGCGUCUGAUACGAGUACCCAUGGUGGGUUUUCCGUGCUGAGACGGCAUGCUGAUGAGUGUCUUCCUCCCCUGGAUAUGUCCAAGCAGCCACCCACCCAGGAAUUGGUGGCUAAGGAUCUUCAUGGGAAUGAAUGGCGAUUUAAACAUAUUUUUCGGGGUCAACCCCGAAGACACUUGCUUCAGAGUGGUUGGAGUGUUUUUGUCAGCUCCAAAAGGCUUGUUGCGGGGGAUGCGUUUAUUUUUCUUAGAGGUGAGAAUGGGGAACUUCGUGUUGGUGUCCGAAGAGCAAUGAGACAGCAGGGUAAUGUUCCAUCGUCAGUUAUCUCCAGCCACAGCAUGCACCUCGGGGUCCUUGCAACCGCUUGGCAUGCCAUCUUGACGGGGACCAUUUUCACUGUUUACUACAAGCCCAGGACCAGUCCCGCUGAAUUUAUUGUUCCGUAUGAUCAAUACAUGGAGUCUCUCAAAAAUAAUUAUAGCAUUGGGAUGCGGUUCAAAAUGAGGUUUGAAGGUGAAGAGGCCCCAGAGCAGAGGUUUACUGGUACGAUUGUUGGAAUAGAAGAUUCUGAUCCCAAAAGAUGGAGAGAUUCCAAAUGGAGAUGCCUCAAGGUGAGAUGGGAUGAAACAUCUAACACGCCUCGUCCCGAUAGAGUUUCCCCGUGGAAAAUUGAACCAGCUCUUGCUCCUCCAGCUCUGAAUCCUCUUUCAAUGCCCAGGCCCAAAAGGCCUCGGGGUAAUGCAGUUCCUUCAUCCCCAGAUUCUUCUGUUCUUACUCGAGAAGCAACAUCUAAAGUAAGCAUAGACCCUUCACCAACAAAUGGGUUUCCAAGGGUCUUGCAAGGUCAAGAAUUCUCGACCUUGAGAGGCAAUUUUGCAGAAAGCAAUGAGUCUGAUACUGCUGAGAAGUCAGUUGUUUGGCCACCUACAGUAGAUGAUGAAAAGAUCGAUGUUGUUUCUACUACUUCAAGAAGGUAUGGUUCAGAGAGCUGGAUGUCAAUGGGGAGGAAUGAGCCUACAUAUUCUGAUCUUCUUUCAAGCUUUGGGGCUAGUGGGGAUCAAAUGAGCCCUGUAGCUUAUACAGCUAGAAAGCAAUCAUUGGAUCAUGAAGGCAAACUUCAUGUGCCUCAUCCGUGGCCUGUAAUGCCCUCUAAUCUGUCACUGAACAUCUUGGACUCUAAUACAAAAGGUCCUGCACAUGGUGGUGAUACAACUUACCAAGCUCGAGGGAAUUUGAGGUACAGUGCAUUUGGUGAAUACGCUGCACUGCAUAGUCAUAAAGUUGAGCAUUCACAUGGAAACCUGAUGCCACCCCCACCCGCACCCGUAACUCAAUAUCAGAGUCCUUGUUCUAGAGAGCUUAUGUCAAAACCAGUGUCAGCAAAAGCUUAUGAUGCUACGAAACCAAAAGAUGGUGACUGUAAGCUAUUUGGUAUCUCACUUAUCAGUGGCCCCGCUGUAUCAGAGCCUUCUGUAUCACAAAGAAAUGUGAGCGAGCCUGCUGAUCAGAUGCAUCUGACACCACACCAACAAAGAACAUCUGAAAAUGAUCAGAAGUCAGACCACUCAAAGGGCUCAAGACCUGCCGAGGAUCUAGAGACUUCUCAGGUGCAUAUGAAAGAUGUUCAAGCUAAACCUCUCGGUGGUUCCGCUAGGAGUUGCACUAAAGUUCACAAGAAGGGCAUUGCACUUGGUAGGUCAGUGGACCUCACAAAGUACAGCGGCUAUGAUGAAUUAGUUGCUGAAUUGGACCAGCUGUUUGAUUUUGGGGGUGAAUUAUUGUCUACUAAAAAGGAUUGGCUUAUUGUUUAUACUGAUAAUGAAGGUGAUAUGAUGCUUGUAGGCGACGAUCCAUGGCAGGAAUUCUGUGCCAUGGUUCGCAAAAUUUAUAUCUACCCUAAAGAGGAGAUUCAGAAAAUGAGCCCGGGUACCUUGAGUUCAAGAAAUGAAGACAGCCAGCCGGCUACGGCUAGUGAAGGUGCAGAUGCUAAAGAUGUUAAAUAUCAGCAGCAUCAAAAGUUCAAUUCAGAAAAUGGCCUUGACGCUUAAUGAUUAGUAGAUUGAUUUCCAUAGUUUUCGGAUUCCGGGCUGGAAAGUAGGGAGCUAUGAUGAAGCCAUCCAGUUGAAGAACAUAACUUGAAGACAGGCUGACUGCUUGGAAUCAAUCAAUAUAUAGAUGGCAUGAAAGAGUAUCCGUCCAAUUUUGGAAAUCCCGGAAUUAGUAGUAUUUGCUUGCCCAGUUAUACACUCCUAGUCCUAGUAUUGUAUUCAAUUGUGUUUUGAGCGAGGUGAUAUGGGGUGAUAUCUGCCUUGCGUUUUUUAAACAAUCCCACCUUGUAGUUGUAGUUGUACAUAGUUCUUUCUCUCCCAUCCUCUGAACAACAACCCGUUAAUGUAAUGAAAAUUUCGUAUACGAGGGCGGUCUUAUGGUUGGUAUCCACUUUAUUUGAUUCUUAUUAAUCAUAAUUUGUGAAAUGAAAAUUGUGGAUACUCUAAUCUGCAUCAUGUAUAAUUAAAUUUUGUUCAUUUA